AUGUUCGUUCAUCUUGCUAAACGUAUUGCUAUGCCAAAUGAUACACCAGUGACAAAAUGUGGAUGGAAUGCAGUUGAUGGUUAUGUAUCUGCUGGUUGUGCUGAUGGUCUUGUUAAAGUACUUAAAUUAGAAAUACCUGAAAUUGGUGAUGCACGUACACGUGGUGUUGCUGGUCAAGCACAAUUAACAAAAAAUCAAACAUUAGAAGGACAUGUAAGUACUAUAUCAAGUAUAGCAUGGAAUGAACAAUUUGGAAAAUUAACAACAGCUGAUGCCAGUGGAACAGUUAUUGUUUGGGUUGAUGGACCACAAAAUGAAUUUGUACAAGAUAUGCUUAAUAAUAGAACAAAAAAUCGUAUUAGUGAUAUGAAAUGGAAUUCAAAUGGACAAAUGAUUUGUAUUGGUCAUGAGGAUGGAAAUGUGAUUAUUGGAUCAGUUGAAGGAUCAAGAAUAGCUGGAAAAAGUUUAAGAGAUAAUAAAUUAGCAAAAGUAGAGGGUCAACUUCAUAUAUUUUGUAUUCGUGAAGGUGUACCAUCAGCUGAAAUUGCUGCUAUUGAAUGGUAUGAUGGAAGAAAUGGUUUAAUGUCAAUGAAUAGCAAAAGUCUUGUUAUAUGUUAUGAAAGUGGUGCUAUGCAAUUAAUGUCUAGAGAAGAUGAUCCAGCACCACUUAUUCUUGAUGUUGAUAUGCAUGUUGUAUCAGUUAAAUGGAAUGAUAAUGGUUCUAUGUUAGCUGUUGCUGGUUAUCAAUCAACAGGAGAUAAAACACAUAAUUUUAUUCAUUUUUAUUCACCAUGGGGAGAGCAUUUACGUUCAUUAAAAGUAACUGGUAAAAGUAUUUCAGAUUGUGCAUGGGAAGCUCAUUCACUUCGACUUGUUAUUGCAAUUGAUAAUUUUAUCUAUUUUGCUAAUUGUCGAUUAGAUUAUAAAUGGUGUUAUAUUCAAGAUACAGUUAUUUAUUCAUUUUAUACAUGUACUAGACCAGAACAUAUUGUUGUAUUUUGGAAUACAAAAACAAAUGAAGUUCAUUAUCGAUAUGUUCGAAAUUUACUUGCACUUGGUGGUUGUGGUUCAUAUUGUUGUAUUGGUAGUUUUGUUGAACGAGCAUCACCAUCAGCAAAUAAUACAGUAACAGAUACACAUGUUGUUUUAUUAUGUAAUUCAAUUGGUGUUACAAUUGAAUCAAAAUAUAUUCCAUUUCAACCAAUACAUAUAUGUGUAACACAAAGUUAUGCAAUUAUUGCUGCUAAAUCAUUAAUUUUUAUUUGGGGUAUUAGUGGAUUUAUUGGAUCACAAAUGGUUAAAAAACAACCAUAUGAAAAAUUUAUCCAAAUUGAUGAUCCAGCAACAGUAAGACAUGGUGAUGAACUUCAAUUGAGUUUGAUGGCUAAUUUAGAUGGAAUGGAAACUGAAGAUCCUAUUACAAGUAUAUGCGGGUCAGAUAAAUGGAUCUUUGUAGCUCGAUUAUCUGGUCUUGUUCUUCGUUAUUCACUUCCUGCAUGUAAUUUAAUGGAGAAGAUUGAAUGUCAAUUUCGUAUAAGUAAAAUUGCACUUAAUUCCAUUGCAACAAUAAUGUCAAUCAUUGAUACAAAUGGAAAUUGUAUGUUAAUUGAUAUGGAAAGUAAAGAACCACGAGAAGAUAUAGCAAAUUUUAAAAAAAGUGAUGUUUGGAAUCUUGUUUGGGCUAUUGAUCUACCUGAUUCAUUUGCAGUUAUGGAAAAAACUAAAAUAUCAUUGGUACGUGGUACUGAUGUAGAAGAAGCUGUACCUUGUUCAGGUUAUAUAUGUGAUUAUAAUAAUUUACAAGUUAAAGUUGUUAUGCUUGAUGAAAUAAUGAAAAUGCAUGUCAAAGGUGUACAAGCUCCAUCAUCAGAUUAUAUAACUAUUUAUGAUAAUAAAUUAUUAGGAGAUAUGAAAAUAGCUUGUGAAAAAUUACCAUUAGAACAAGUGAGCAGUUUAAUUGAAAAAGAUCCUCAUCCACAAUUAUGGCGUGCUCUAGCUGAAGAAGCACUUAAUCAUUUAGAUAUUAAAGUAGCUGAACAUGCUUUUGUGAAAAUUCAUGAUUAUUAUGGUUUACAAUUUUUAAGACGUUUACAACAAUUUCAAGGUGAACAAUUUAAACGUGCUGAAAUUGCGGCAUUUCUUAAACAAGAUGAUGAAGUAGAGAAAAUUUAUGUACAUAUGGAUCGAAAGGAUUUAGCUUAUCAAUUACGACGUAAAUUAGGUGAUUGGUUUCGUGUUGUACAAAUUCUUCAAUCAGGUGCUAUAGCUAGUGAUGCUAUGCAAAAUGAAGCAUGGAAUGAAUUAGGAGAUUUUUAUUAUGAUCGACAACAAUGGGCUACAGCUGCUAAAUAUUAUGAACAAAGUGGAAAUAAUUCUCAAUUAUUUCAUUGUUAUGCAUUAACAGAAGAUUAUGUUGCUUUAGAAAAACUUAGUCAAUCAUUACAAGAAAAUGAUCCUUUACUUAACCCUAUUGCUGAUACUUUUUCUGGUGUUGGUUUAUCUGAACAAGCUGUUGAUGCAUAUAAACGAUGUAAUCGAAUACAAGAAGCAGUACAAAUGUGUAUUGAAUUAAGUCAAUGGGAUAUGGGAAUAGAAUUAGCUCGUCAUUAUAAUUUAAGUGAUCUUAAAGCUUUAUUAACACGACAAGCUAAAACAUUACUUGAUCAAAAUAAACCAUUUGAUGCUAUUGAAUUAUAUAAAAAAUCUGCAAAUUAUUUAGAGGCAGCAAAAAUUCUCUAUGAAAUUGCUGAAAAUCAUAGUAAAGAAAAUCGACCAUUAUUAAUGAAGAAAAAAAUGUAUAUUUUAUGUGGUUUACUUGUUGAACAAUAUCGUACUGCAAUGAAAACAACAUCACGAAAAGAAAAAAAAUCAACUGGAGCUAUUUCGGCAUCUGAUGCUUUGCAAGGUUUAUUAACAGAGGAAACAACAGGCUCAGGUGGUGUUUCUGAUACUCAAUUGCUUGAUAAUGUUUGGCGUCCUGCUGAAGCGUAUCAUUUCUACAUUCUUGCUCAACGUCAAUUUAAGGCCAAUAAUUCUGAAGGAGCCUUACGAUCUGCUCUCACUCUAACUGAAUAUGAAGACAUUAUUCCUGUUCAAACAAUUUACAAUCUUAUAGCACUUUGUGCAACAUCAUGUGGUGCAUUUAAUACAGCAAGUAAAGCAUUUCUUAAACUUGAAGAUGAUCCAUCAAUAAGUGAAGAAGAUCGAAAAGAAUAUCAAAAAUUGGCCUUUCAAAUCUUUCUUAGAACUCAUUAUAAUCAUGUAUUUCAUUGGAAUUCAAAUAAAAAUGAGCAAGAAGAAUAUUGUAUACCAAUUAUUGAACCAUCACCAAAUCUUGAUAGACCUUAUUGUUUUGAUAAGAAAAAACGAUCUUCAAAAAAUCAUAUUAUAAUUGAAGAAAGUCCAAUUAAAGAUUAUUUUAAAGCAUCAUUAUGUGCUUGUUUAAGUUGUUUUUGGAUGUGUGCUGGUAUUGUUUGUUUUAUUCAAUCAAUAAAAAUUCGACGUUUAUUAAAAAAAAAUAAUCCUCAAUUCAAUGAUGAAGCAAGACAACUUUCAAAUCGUUUAUAUACAAAUUUAGUUUUAACAUAUGUUUUUGGUGGAGUUAUUAUUGGAGUUUUAAUUAUGACUGUACUUGUAACAUUUUUUGUUGGAAUUAAAGGAUAUUAUAAAUUGAUUUUUUAUUUUUUCAUUUAUGAUUACUUUUUUUUUUCCAGCUCACAACCAAAAGACAAACGUCCUACACUCUCGGGACAAUGUCCACAAUGUAGCAAUAGAAUUAAUGAUUGGUGUCUCAAUUGUCCAUCAUGUGACUGGCGUUUUCCACCGUGUAUCGCUACUGGUAAACCGAUUAUUGAAUAUGGUUUUUGGAUUUGUCCAGCUUGCAAACAUCGAGCAUUAGAAAAUGAAAUGGCUCGUCUCGACGUCUGUCCUUUUUGUCAUUCAUCUGUAAAUGGUUAG
Molecule: messenger RNA, 3957 nt
Organism: Rotaria sp. Silwood2
Lineage: Eukaryota; Metazoa; Rotifera; Eurotatoria; Philodinida; Philodinidae
Source: the annotation of a GenBank genome assembly